AUAGCGGGAAUAUUGGCGGACAACGAGCGGACAACUGAAAGUUUCUAUUGCACUAAAGACAGUCCACUGCUAAACAAUAUCUUCGGCCAGUAUGCAGAGGAGAGCAUUUUUAUCAAAAAGCCCCAUGAUUGCUCAAAAUUUCAACAUGCAUGUCAGCAGUGCUUUGAACAGGCCAACACAUCAAGGAGAUUGGAUCAUCAAAGGAUGAAGCGUUUUUUAUUCCUUCUAGUGUUUUGCGAUGGUAGCAUGGAGGCGUGCAUGCAAAUCAUUAAUUGCUACAAUACUCCCGGUUGUCUCGGCUACUUCAGUCCUCCCUGCUACCCCGAGGAUCAAGGGAACAACUUCGCAAAUGGCACGUGUGUCAAAGGUAAUACCUUCAAACUCAGUAUAUCACCUGACUUCCAGAACAUUUCAAAUUCCUUCCAGUGUCAUUUGCAAAAGAGCAAACAUCAUGAAUUAUAUAUCAAUUUCACUAUUCAGACCGGCCUUAUGCAGAUGCGUGACAACGUAUCUGAGUUUGACUUUUCGAAAGUUCAGUGGAAAAACCAUCCGCAGGAGUUUCACGUAAAAAUCAACAACGAUAGAAUAAAUAUAGUUGCUGGUCCACUUAAUGUGAUGGCAAUGCUGAAAUCAAGCAAUGUUACACUGGAUUCUCCAAAGGAAGCUAUUCUCCGAGGUAUCAAAUCAAUCUAUGAUGCAAAUGAAUAUGAUACAAAAUUGUACAACCUAAAAACUUUCCAAAAAUCAAGGGAACCGAUACAACAAGAACAAUCUGUAGGGACAAAUAGUCAAGGUGACCUCCAAAUGAAAGCGGUUCAAUUUUCAAGACCGUUUCUCCAUUGCACUUCAAAUUGGCGAUCGAGUGGCUGUGAUAUGGAUAUCAGCAACAUUAUCUCAGGGAACGAAGUACUAUUUGGCUCUGUAAUAUCUUCCGUGCUUCGAAUAAAUGAUACGAAAGGAAAUUUAGAACCUUUCACCUAUGUUAUUAAGGAAGAUAUUGAGAAUAGCUUAAAGGUCAAAAUUGAACUUGAAAGUAGAACGGAAGUUGCGCCGUUAUACUUGAACAUUCGCGUUGCCUUUGAUGAGACUUUGACCGAUCCCUUGGCACAUCAAGAUCUACUCUUAUUUCCACUUCAUGUCAAAAAAUCAACUGACAUAUCUGUCCAAACCCCGUAUGAGUACUCAAUACAGCUCAGAUUUCCAAAUCUGUCAACCCGUCUAGCAAACACUGGAUCAAGGCAGGGUCUAAAAAAGGUGUUGGUGACAAUUCAAGAUUGUUUCAGCACUCAAAAUAUUCAAUUACUCAUGUUUGCAUCAAGCGGAAAUAUUGACACCAUGAUGUUGGACGGAGCGGAUAUGUCUGAUUUAAAAAAUGGCGCAUUUGUUAAUCUUACAAAACCCACUACCUCAUCAAUGCUUCUCUCUAUAAUGUUCCCCGAAAAAGGAAUCAUCAUAGUUCCCUACCUCUUUCUCUUUAUCGGUGUUCUCAUAAUAGCAGUUAUUCUGAUGAUUGUCCACACCCUCACUUGCCUAAUCCAGAGGCAAAAGCGAAAUCGUAUACAUGGGAUCCACAUAAAGACCCUUCAUCUCAAAGAUUCAGAAAAUUUGAAAUUUACUGUACUUUCUGGGGAGAAACCAGAGCUCCAAGAGAGAGGUUACUUUCCCCUGAAUACUACAUCAAUCUCUUCAUUAUUCAAACAACCCGAUUUCCGGAAACAAGGUUUCUCCUGCGCAAAGAAAGGAAUUCUUGUCUCUUAUAUCAGCUUUCGAGUUUUUUAUACAUUCAUUUUUACCUUCUCUGUUGCGUUAUCAAUUCUAUUUAGUUUCUGGCCACCAGUAGGUUUUGAAAACAAUUCUGGAGUAAAUAGAGACGCCCUUCUUCCUUUGGCGCAACGCGAGGCUGCUCGAAGGGAGGUGGAUACGGAAAAGAUACUCCUCCAACAUUCAAACAAAGCCGCUCAACUUGUCCGCGCAUGCCAAGAUAUAGUGAUCCGACAAGUUGUUGAUGUUGCCAGAGAAGUUGAUCGGGCGGUUCAAGAAAUUCUAGACGCUGAACUUAAUCCUCACAAAUCCAAAGAUAAUAUGUUCAAACUAAUGGAAAGUCUAGUCUUUCAACAGAUGGCUGAUUUAAACUAUUCUGUUCAGGAUUACAUCUCACACUUACUGGUUGAGCUUAAUAAUGCCACAAUGAGCGAUGCUUUAAGAUUCUCGGAUCUUAUUUCCCGUAUCCACGCUUCUCAGUGGCUUCUGUUUGUUAAGCGGAUGAUGAAUAACUCGCACAUUCCAUGGGAUAUCAACUCUCGACAGACCCAAUUUCUUCCUACACCGGAAUACUUGAAUGAAUUGCGUCUCAAGAUCUCAAAUAUUGAAUUUGCACGCCAGUUCGGACUAGCGGAGGCCGAAAACUUCAUUUUUAUUCCAAUGCUGAUAACCUCGCAGCUAGAGGAUUUAGUUCUCUCGAGAGAUCCUUCUAAAACCAUUCAGCCCAUGUUCCUAAUCAGCGUUUAUAAAGAACUUGAGACUUCUACACAAAGCAACUCUGACCAGGGAUACAAUGUCAACCAAGAUGUUUUCAAACCUCGUGUUCUUCGUUCAUUCACCAAUGUGGACGACCUAGAAAUAGUCAGUCGCCAAAAUCAGUUGGAUUUAAAAUCUCCGCAAAGUGCUUAUCCAAAUUCUAAACCUUCUGUGGACAGAAAAUCAGCAGGAAAAUUAUUCGAUCUCCAUUUAUCGCCUCUAAGUUUAGGCCAAAUUCGUCUAACGCUCUUUCUUAUUGACUGCUAUCUGAUUGCAACGCGAUUCUACAAUACCUAUCUAGUUUUGAGGGAGAUUUUAACUGAUAAGCGUUUAGUUGUGGAUGCAGCUUCGUACCUUAGCGUUCUGGCAGCCUUGCCCGCACAGAAGCACUUGAAUGGUGAUGUCAAGCUGGAUGGAUCGCAGUACAGCUCGUUCCAUGAACAGACCCAUUAUCAAUGUGGUCAUUCGUCAACUUCUAAACCCGAUAUCAAUAUGUCCCUUCUCGGCAAUCUUUCCCGCUCUGUAUUUGUCUAUUGUACGUUCUCCUAG
Messenger RNA from Rodentolepis nana, 3066 nucleotides. The record is from the annotation of a GenBank genome assembly. Lineage: Eukaryota; Metazoa; Platyhelminthes; Cestoda; Cyclophyllidea; Hymenolepididae.